AUGCGCUUCUCAGUGGCUCGCCUCCUGGUCAGUGCCUUGAUUGGCACUGCCGGAGUCCAGGCAGUCUUCCCCCGGCCUGAAGCGUCUGACGUCUCAUCGGCACUAUCACCGUCAUCAACAUCAACGGCUGCUUCCUCUUCAUCAUCACAAGUCUGCAACAACUCACCGGUGCUAUGUGAUCGCCAUUACAACGACAUCACUUACAUGGGUGCUCAUGAUAGCGCCUUUCUGAGAGACGCCACCACGGGUAACUCUGUCGCCGGCAAUCAGUUCAAGAACGCCACAUUUGCCCUUGAUGCCGGACUUCGAUUCCUCCAGGCCCAGGUUCACAAUGAGAACAACACUCUUCGCCUAUGCCACACCUCAUGCGGUCUUUUGGAUGCCGGUCCUCUGGAGAAUUGGCUCGCGGCCGUCAACGACUGGGUGGUUGGCCACCCCUCGGAUGUCAUUACCCUUCUGCUGGUCAACUCCGAUAACGUGGAUGUGUCCAAGUUUGCAGAUGCUUUCGAGCAAUCGGGCAUUGACAAGUUUGGCUUCACCCCCACGUCCAAGACUGAGUGGCCUAGCCUGAGUCAAAUGAUUGCCAAUGACACUCGAGUUGUGUCUUUCAUCACCAACAUCGAUGCGUCUACUACCAGCCCGCACCUCUUGCCCGAGUUCGACUACAUCUUCGAGACGCCCUUUACCGUCCUCGAGCUUGACGGUUUCAACUGCACCGUCGAUCGGCCCUCCAACGCCGGCUCAGCUUCCAACGCCUUCUCAAAGGGAUUCAUGGGUCUCAUCAACCACUUCAAAGACCAGUUAAUCGUUGGAGACGUCUUUAUCCCCGACACGAACACCAUCAGCGUCGUCAACAGCGCCGCCACCAACGCGACCGGAAAUCUAGGCCUGCACAUCCAGCAAUGCAACCAGCAGUGGAGCCACCGCCCCAGCUUCGUCCUUGUCGACUUCUGGGACCAGGGAACAACCGUCAACGCCGCAGACAACAGCAACGGAAUCAACGAUGCCACUGGCCGGUCCAGUGUUGCCAGCAACUCGAACGGCUCGUCUUCCGCAGACGGCGUGAGUUCGACGCGGGAGCUCGGAAUGGGAGCUUUGGUUGCGUUCUUUGCGGCGACACUGUUGAUGAUCUAA
Molecule: messenger RNA, 1134 nt
Organism: Trichoderma gamsii
Lineage: Eukaryota; Fungi; Ascomycota; Sordariomycetes; Hypocreales; Hypocreaceae
Exons: 1
Coding region: 1-1134 (377 amino acids)
Biological process (GO): lipid metabolic process
Molecular function (GO): phosphoric diester hydrolase activity
Source: RefSeq, a predicted model, not a curated record